This is a messenger RNA of Anopheles stephensi (Asian malaria mosquito), 7704 nucleotides long. RefSeq names its product brefeldin A-inhibited guanine nucleotide-exchange protein 3. The coding region runs from base 1088 to 7420 and encodes 2110 amino acids. Gene Ontology annotation, biological process: regulation of ARF protein signal transduction. The transcript has 8 exons. Gene Ontology annotation, molecular function: guanyl-nucleotide exchange factor activity. The record is from RefSeq and is a predicted model, not a curated record. Lineage: Eukaryota; Metazoa; Arthropoda; Insecta; Diptera; Culicidae.
AGCUUUGUAAAAGCCCAUACUUAUGCAGGAAGAGAAUCAAACUGAGGAAUCAAGACGCUCGAAUUUAAUUUAGACUUAUCGCUUUUUGUUCAUAUUUCGUGGACACACUAUAAGCUGUAACCUCUUUGUAGGUGGUCAAAUACAUCUUUCUGGAGGAUUUUUUUUAUGUAAAUAAUUGUACUUAUUCAUCUAAAAUGUUAUCCUCCCCGAAAAAGGGAAAGGCCGUCUCAUGAAACUCUGUUCCUCAAAUCGGUUAUUGUCAAAACCCCAAAAAAGGAAUGGAAGUCACGUUCACUUCCCACAAACCCUACACCGGUAACAAUAUGUUCCUUGUCAGAGGGAUUAAUCGAUUUUACAAUGCAAUGCGCGUGACAGGCAUGCGCCCUUCUUGCUAACACCAUCGCUGGUCGGAAACGCAAAAAACAGUCGCCACACAGAGAGAUAGUUUACACCUUCGUGUUGGUUUAUGUGCGCGUAUUCCGCAAGGAGGGUUCGGAUUUUUUGUUCGCGUUGUCUUUUGUAACGCAUCCGAGUGCAUAGGGAGUGGAAAGGUUGCUUUAGGAGCAGGUCCUAACUAAUAGCUAGCGGACGAAAAACAAAAACGCAAACCCAAUAUCAGAAAGGAUUAGCCAUAAGUCUAGUAGAGUACACAAUGCACACAGCUGCUUAGGUUCAAACCUUUUUGUCCUGAUGAUGAUGUUGGACGUGUCAGGAUUUUCGCAACGCCGCUGCGGUAGUGAACAUAUGCGUGUGUAACUAGGAAGUAUGGUAUGGAGUUACUGAGUGUAUCGGUGUUAACGAAUUCAUAUAUCAAGUCGGGAAUUGUAACAACGCUCGAGGAACGCUUCAAAAUCAAACAAACAUCAUUCAACCUUGUUGCGGGUUAGCAGCAGGCUCCGCAAUAGCCGCAAAGGUCCUCCUACAUCAGAUAUCCAUCAUCACCAUCAGUGACAUAGAUAAGAGAAAGAGAGACUGCGUGUGUGUGUGUGUUAUAGUCCAUAAUUGUGCAAAUGAUAUCCUGCAUCCGGGGUGUUAGCUAGAAGCUCCUGUUUUUUUUUUUCGUUGUUGUUGUUGUUGCGUAUAACGUAUGGUACAUUAUCACGGAAGGUGCAAACAAUUCGAUACGUCCACGAUGGAGGAACUCCUGAUGUCCAUAGUGAAGGAAGCGAUAGGGAGCAAGCUGCAAAAUCUCAAACAAGCCGCACAAAUCGCACACGAGAAACUGUCCCGCCAGCAUGGUAUGCACCGGGACCCAUCCUAUGAGCUGCGUUCCGUAUGCUUUACCGCACUGCAAAUGGCGCUCGAGACGAAGCGUCCGAAGUUUAUUACCUACGGGCUGAACGGUUUGCACCGAAUCAUCCGUGACGAGCGGUUUUUCAUUGGGCUAGAACCGGAAGAUGACUCACUGUGGUUGCCGGCCCAGUUACUGCGCGCCACCUCCAGUCUGUCCACCAUCGCGAACGAAGACACGGUGGUGAACGUGUUGCGCUUGAUCCUGGCGAUGGCCUGCUCGCAGACGUGCACCCUUAACGGGCGGCUACUGAUCGAGAUGCUGUCCAAGUGUGGCGAAUGUUGGGAAAAUGGGUCGCGAGCCGUAAAGGCGGCCUCGCUCGCUGCCGGCAGUCAGUGUUUGCGCACCUUCUGCGCCUUCCUGAAGGACGAAGCGGAGGAGAUCAUACGCCUAGAUCCGACCGGUAUCAUCAGCCUCGGGAUGGCGGCCGCCGUAUACAAUGAAGUGAUACCGGUGAUGCAGUGGCUGUGCAGCAAGCUGGUGGAACCUGCGACCGGCAACACGAAAGCGAGCGACAGCGCGAGCAACAGUUCGCUGUACCUUAUGGAGUGUAUACUAACGCUGGUAGUGUCGUUACCGUCGGACGUGCACGCCAAUCCUCACUUCACUGCAUUUUUGUGGCAAAAGUUUUGUCCCACGUUGGCCGCCACAAUGGGUUCGCCGGGGCGUGUGAACAAGGACAAGAAGUUUACUUAUCGUGAUGCAAUACAUCUGAUCGAGAGCGAGAAUCGAGGUUUCUUUACGCGACCAGGGUUGGAUGGUCCACAGGCUCGCUGUAUCUACUUGACAAGCAUCCAGUUGCUGCGGAUAGCGGGUGCGCAAGGUAGUCUUCGACCAAUGCUUGAGGCAUUGUUCCACCGGAUGCUCCUGCUGCCUGUGCCCAGUAACCGGGCGGAACCGUUACGCUAUGCUCGGGAAAUCUUCAAAUCACCCGAGCGGCUUAUCGAUCUAGCCAUUAUCCUCUAUCCGGACAAGUCCCAGAGCAGCAGCGAUGAUAUGGCACUGUUCCGACUGUUAAUUGACGCAAUGGAAGAGUGUGCUGCGGCCUGGCAUCAUGGUAGUGCCUCUGUGUAUGGGGCACUCAGCUCAAGUGUGGAGUGUGUGGUAGCACUGCUAGAAAGCCUACAGGUUCUCUCAUCCGGUAACUUUGACGAGACGCUCAUUGGCGAUCGGAUUGCUGAAGCCGUCAACGAACGCUACGCGGUACUUGCCGAUGCCGAUUACACAGGUCCGCUGACGUAUCAAUCGAUGACCCGAUUGCCGCCACCCUACCGAGACGCUGUAGCAGAACUGCGCCAGAGUGGAUUUGAAUCCUCGUCAGAAUCGGACGCCGAUGGUCCACUGGAGCAGGGCGCAAUCGAUCCGGAGUUGGGCUCGGUUGGGUCCGGUGAUACCGAGGGUCCAGAGGACGAAACCCAUUCGUCCGGUGACGAUGUGUCGUCGAAAACGAGCCAAGGCAACUGGCUGUGGGCACACAUAGACGAUUCGGGCUCGAGUGGCCGUUCGGAUGGGGAUUGUGAUAGACAGCACGCAAGAGAGUUUGCUGCCGUGUUGGCAAGCGAACUGGUGCCGUCUCUACUGCGUCUCAAAACUUCCAUCGAAAUUGAUGAGGCGGUACAGGAGUUUGCUUCGCGCGUCUGUCAACGUAACAGUGCGACACGCGGUGACGGUGAUUACAGCGCGCUCACAGCGCUCAACGCGGACGGUAUCUAUCUGGCGACCUAUUCCGCACUACUUCUCGCACUGCAACUUGUGAGUGGCGGUCACUACGAUGAGGAUGGUGGUGGUGGAUGUAGUGACGGUCAAAAACCGGCCACGAUUCCACUCACAGAGCAGCAGUUUGUCACGUCGGUGCAGAAUUCCGGUAUCUUAGUUUACUUGUCGGCUGCCUGGCUUCGGGAGCUUUACCAGUGCAUCCUGGCGGCAAACCCGUUGCAAGCGUUGAGCGUCACACAGCGUACCGCCGAACAGACGGGCGCCCAUUGUGCGCUGCUCGACAUGCUGCACGAUGCAGGCGGUACCGGUCCAACGCAAAUGCUGUCGGACUGGCAACGGUUACAGUCGGUAGUGCGGAUACACAGUGAGCAGACGGCUAAACAGCGAGCCGCUCGCAAGAUCGCUCGCCGUCUGUUAACCUGCUGCUGGGACUCGAUGGUCGCAGUACUGACGGCAGGACUCGGAGAAGUCGACGGCUCACCAACCGCUCGGCUAGUGAAGCUGUCGAAAAAGACGCUGCGUGUACGCAAGGAAACACGUGGCUCGGGAGAGACAUUGUACGCGUUGAGCCUGGACGGACUGCACGCGGCAGCAACUCUUAGCAAUGCGCUAAGUCUGCAGCAUCUGGCAGGGAAGAUCAUCAAUCUGAUCGCAUCGAACGUGUGCCAGAACGCAGGUCCAAAAAUUCCAGCCAGCCAUGCGCUGUCCAUGGACGUCGUACUGUCGGGUGGACUUGAGCUGGGAUCGCACAGUGCCGACUGCUGGUUACCGGUGUUUUCCGUCUGUCGACAUGUGACCCAGCUGGAACAUGAUCUUUUCAGCUCGCAAAACAACGCCACCAACGUAGGCAAUGCGUCAGGCGUUGGACAAUGCAAGGACUCGUCGGAUCAGCCGUUUGGCAAGAAUGAUGCACAGUCGGAUAGGCAGCAUCUUUCGCUGUACUCUGUCGAUGAGGAUGAAACCUGUGUCGACGUGUACAGCUUUCUGCAAGCGCCGAACACGAACGCCAACAUUAACGUGAUCACCAUACUGAAGGCUUACUCGGGCAACGAUGCGGUCAAUCUAACGCAGACAGACACCGCUAAGAUGCUGUGUGCACUGUCCCACCAAGCGGACGUACUAUUUUCAGAGGCUGCCGAGCGACUAAGCCUGCCUGCUCUGCAGCAGUUCCUGCGCAGCUUGUGCCGGGCAUCAAGGGAACAACUCUAUCGCAGCACAUCGCUCAAGAAGGGCAAAAAGUCCUGGUGGCUUGGACGACCAUGGAAGAUAAAGAAUGAUUCCUUGCCACUGUCACUGUUGCUGCACCGGGUUGGAGAUGUGACGCUUAAGGUUUUCCGUGGUCCUCGCCCAUUGCUGCACGUGCUUAAAGUUUGGGCAAUUACUGGACCACAUCUGAUGGAUGCCGCUUGUCACAAGGAUCGCAGUAUCUCGAAGCGUGCGAUUGAAUACAUCCACGAUAUCAUAACGGCGCUGUUGGUAGAGCAGACUGAGCUGCCACACUUUCACUUUAACGAAGCGCUACUGAAACCGUUUGAAAAUUUGCUUAGCAUGGACUCGUGCGACAUUGACGUGCAGGAUCAAAUCGUGGCCUGUCUGUACGAGAUCGUGGAAGCACACCGUACCGAGAUAAGGUCCGGUUGGAGGCCACUCUUCGGUACGCUGCGUACUGCACGCAAUCGCCCCGUACAUCUAUCAAACAUUAUCGACAUCUUUCGCGUGUUUCUCGAAACGGACAACAUGCUGGUGUUUGCCAAUGCCGGGCUCGAUUGCAUACUGUGUCUGCUGUCGUAUCUGGAGAUAUCCGGAAGUGGACCGACAGCAACCGACCAUGGGCAGUAUCCAACGACCAGCUCGGAAGACAUAUCGCUAACAAUGCGCUCGGGCGACUUUCUAUACGAUGCGCUUAAGUUUCUUGAGCGCUGUGCCUCGAUACUAGACUUUAUGUACAACAUGCCGCAAUGUCCGAACCUGCACUCGACGUACAAAAUCAAGGGCAUUACCUACACGCACAUCAUUGACGCGAACAUUCCCAACUCGAUGGAAAACUUUACGUUCUUUGGACAGGAUUAUCUGCAGAACACGAACGAACAGUGUAUGAUCAGCUAUCGCUCGCUACACAUCGACAAGGAGUCGAUCAGGAAAAUCGACGAACUUGACCGGCCGAGCGGUGUGCUGAAGGUGUGGUUCCUCUUGCUGGAUGGGCUUACCAACUCGCUGAUCGUAUGCCCAAUCGCACACCAGUCACCGAUACUGCAGUCUAUCUUCAAACUGUUCAAAGCGCUCAUGAUUAGCCCGGGCGUAGAAUUUGGAUUCUACUGCAUCAACCACCUGCUGAUACCGAUGAUCCAGGACUGGCUGCGGUACGUGAAUAAGGCGCAGAAAAAUUGGGUGCUGAUCGAGAAAAACUUUAAGCAUUGCUGUUGUAUGACCACUGAUCUGGUGGUAGACUUUCUUGCAAAAUCACAAUCGCUCGAAACGUUGGGCGACCGGGUGGUGAUUGGUAGUGAGUCGUUGCUUGGACACAACUCGCGAUCCUCACCGCCGCCAGCAUCCGCUAGGUCCAACAUGCGAGGGUCAACGGACGGCAAGUACCAGCGGCAAAGCAAAGUACAUGAUGAGGAUCAGGCAGCCGGUAAGGCAUUCGCUACGGCUCGUCUACCCAGCUCGGCCAUACUGGCAUUGAAACAGCUGCUCCUGGUACUGAUCGAAUGUUCGGCCCAAUCGCAGGAAACGAUCGCCAGGGUUGGUGUGUCCUGCAUGAAGCACAUCAUCUUCUCCGCUGGCUACAUGUUCGAUGAGGACCAGUGGGUGAUCAUCGCUUCCGCCAUCCAUCGGGCAAGCACGGUUUCGAUGGCACCUCUGAAGCAGCUCAUAUUUGCGUUCAAUCGCAACUCGAACAGUUUCUACGGUGAUUGCGCGAACGUGAAGGUAGCCGCACGACGGGACAGUACACCCGAAGAACUGCAGCGGAUCCAUUCGUUGGCCCAGCAGGUGUUCCUGAUGGACACCCAGCGAGAUGCGCUUGGCGGGCGUAACCUUGCAGUCCCGCAGGAAGAUCGCUCCUACUCGUUUCUACUAUAUCCACUACAGUGCAACGGAGGUGUUGCUCCGUCGGUGACAACCACCAACGCUGGAUCGGCGACUGGGGUACCCUCAUCGUACGGGCUAGCGGUGGACUGCUACAUAAUACGUAUCCCGUAUCGCAAUUUAAUUGUCGGAAUGCUUGCCAGCCAGAUGUUGUUACAGCUGAUCGCCAACAUCCUGCUCAGCGGUCUAUCCAACGUUCCGAGCGAGCUAAACACCUGCUUCUACAGUAGCGGUGCCGAACCCGGUACCGGUGGUUCAACUACGACUCCGCACAACAAUUCCGGCGGCUCGAAAACACUCUUCUAUCUCGGUCAGAACAGCAAGGAGAUACUGCUGCGUGCGUUGCGCCAGUUUCUGAUCGCUGCUGUCGAGUUUGACACCAGGCCCGGGUUGAAGUUUUUGAUCCAAAAAGUGUCCGGCAUCGACUAUGCGGCCAACCUGUACAAACAGAUGAACUCGUCCUGGAUCAUACACUACAUGGCGCUGGUGGACAUGUAUCUGAACAAUGUGCGCAUACACAACCUCACGGCGGAGGAUGUGCGGUAUCUGCUGAGCUCCUGUUGCGACCAGUACUCGUCCGGUUUGCAAACGUCCAAGGGUGACGAGAAGUGUAUCCACUAUCUGUUUGCGCUGCGUGAUUUGUGGGAAAUGAUUGCGGACCACUUCAUACAGCAUCUCGAGAGUGAUCGGGAGUGUAACUAUAGCCGUGCAAAGUCGUACAAAUAUGCAGACGCUUGUGAGGAGUCGGACAAUCAGUUCGGCGAGACACGGGACGGUAUCGAGCCGGGCAUCGUGUACUUCGCGGAUCAAGCGACUGAAGACGGUAACGAAGGUAUCCGGAAGGUGGCUAGUUAUGAAGGUGAAAUUGUUGGUAUUCCUGGUAGACGGGAACCGCGCGGCCAUCCGCAUCAUCCUUGCUAUGCGCCCAACAGUAGCGGACAAACGGCACAUGACCAGCAGUCGAAAGAAUUUGAACCACUCAACCAACAGCAACCGGAUGUGGUUGAGCAGCCGAAGGUAAGCAAACCGACGCCCAAAGGUGACAGUCAAUCCGGCACAACGCCGACACCGGACGGUGGUGGCGAACGGCAGAAACAAUCGAUACCGCCGGAAAUCGAACAGCAGCGUGCGCUCAGCAUCCAGAAAGACGUGUCGCAUAAAACAUCUGCCUUACGACAGCUUAUCGUCGCUUCGAUUGAGUUGAUCAAGCUUCUGCCGAACGAGCAGUCCGAGUUUCUGCAGCUGCUGCUUACGCCCCGCAUCCGGGAAGCGUUCCACUUUGUCGAAGAGAAGAACCCGUUCCUGUCGCUGGACGCACAGAAUUAAAUGAACCGCAGCCGGGGAAAACAAAGGGGGGAGGGGGAGGAUGGGGAGGGGGAAGGGUAUUGAUGGGAGAUCGGAAGUAAACAAGCAAACAAAACCAUUCCAUCAACCAGGGGAAGGAAUUAAAGCCGCAUACUAUAGGUGCUUCAGCAGAUAACAUUGGAAUUGCUACAUUUUGUGUAUAUAAUACCGCUCAUAUUAUUGUACGGACUUACCAUUCAUGUUGAUUGCCGUCACUCGUGAAAUAUAUUUCUCGACUAUGUGGAACCUACCCAGCAGCACCAGCA